Biomphalaria glabrata is the source of this 3823-nucleotide messenger RNA. RefSeq names its product putative ankyrin repeat protein RF_0381. The record is from RefSeq and is a predicted model, not a curated record. The coding region runs from base 429 to 2849 and encodes 806 amino acids. Gene Ontology annotation, biological process: protein localization to ciliary inversin compartment. Gene Ontology annotation, molecular function: protein binding. The transcript is spliced from 2 exons. Gene Ontology annotation, cellular component: ciliary inversin compartment. NCBI's taxonomy places the organism in Eukaryota, Metazoa, Mollusca, Gastropoda, Planorbidae.
AACUGUGUCAGCUCUUCGUAUAGGGAAACGUUCGGGUUGAACGAGAUCGAUUUACAUUUCGUAUUCAUGACUUUGUUAAUCUUACAAACACAUCUGGAAUCUAUCAUUGAAAAAAAAAAAAAAACUCCAAAGUAAAACCUUGACGCAAGACUGACGCUUUCAUAACAUCUUUGAGGUCACCAUGAUGGAUGCUGUCAAUAAGGAGGACACACUUCAUAAAAGCUUUUUACAAUCGCUAUAGUGUUUUGUGGAAUUAGUUUUUAUUUAAUUGAUCAUCAAUAUCAAAAGUCUUAUGAAACUAAAACAAAUUGUUCCAGGCCAACACGCUUAAAGAACUCAUGUCCUAAUUAAGCCUCAUGACUUAAUGAAGAUCAAACAAAGUUUUGUUAAUUUAAGAAAAUAUAAUUUAUAAUACCAUUCAUUUAAAGAUGGCUAAUCGAAAACGCCAUACAAAACAAAAGAAUCAAAGUCAUAGUAUUUUGUUCAAAGCAAGACAAAGUCCAGAACAAAUAAAAGAUUUGUUUCCAAGCAUUGACUGCAUUUAUCCUGGAGGUAGAACUUUGUUGACUCUAGCCAUCGAGAACGGGGAAGAUAUCUGUCUGGUUGAAGCUAUUAUUAAAUCUGGUGCUGAUGUCAAUGUACAGAACUCCAAAGGUCAAACUGCCCUGAUGUUUGCUGCCAGAGCCCAUAGAAAUGACGUUUUACAGAAGUUGUUAGAAAACGAGGCUCAAGUUGAUCUGUUCAAUGAUAAAAACUUGACAGCACUUUCCAUUUGUAUAGCAGAAAACAAUAUAGAUGGAGUUAAACAUUUGGUCCAGUCUGGGGCUGAUGUCAAUUUAAAAACAGGUAAAUUACAAGAAACUGCAUUUGCACAAGCCAAAAGACUGGGUAGUAUUCAUGUGAUGGAUCUUUUAGGGCGAAGUGAUUUUAGUCUUACUGAUAUAUCUCUACAAUCUAGUGGUUUAGAUACAGUUGAACAAAAGAGUGAUCGAAGUAAAAAAAUAACAGAGAACAAAAAUGAAGAACUAAGACUUUGUUUGACUAAAUUUUCAAAUUUGAAACACUGUAAAGACAAUGGCCAGAAAAUUAGUUUUAAAACGUUUCGCAAAUUAGCAGAUGUGUUUGAGAAAAUCGGCAAACUUAACUGUCAGGACUCUUCAGGAGCAACUUUAUUAAUGUAUGCAGCUAUGCAAGGGUCACGUGAAAGUUUGGAAUACAUUUUAAACUUAAACCCAGAUGUUAAUGCAAGAGAUUGUAAAGGAAGAACUGCAUUAAUGUAUGUCUUCAUUUCUAGAAUGAACAUUUCCAAGUUGAGUUUGUACCAAGUAAUAGGGGAUUCCCCCUGCGUUCAAGACCAGUAUGGAAAAACGGCCUUGAUGUAUGCAUUCAAUAAUAAGUAUCGCUUGCCUCCCCUUAGUGUGAAAGUUCUUCUCGGUGGAGCAUUAAUCCGAUGUGUUAAGGAGAUGAACGUAGUUUUGGUUUAUGAUGUCCCUGAGACAAAGAUACACAAUGAUAAUUGUGUCAGUGUAGACAAAGACGGCAGAACACAUUUGAUGUAUGCGAUAGAGAACAUUCCGAGCCCCGAUCUUAAGAUGUUAAAAGAACUUUGUGAUAACCAAUUAAAUGUUCAAGAGAAAUCAUUCGGGCUUUCUGCUCUAAUGUAUGCAGUUUAUUACAACACAGACUUGAUCCCAUUUCUUUUAGACUGUGGGGCUGAUAGAAAUUUACAAGAUAAGGAAGGAAAAACUGUUUUUGUCUUAGCGCUGGAGAUGAAAUGGAAUUUACCUUUAGCUCUUUUGAAAGAGUUGGCAACAAUUGAGGUGAUUCACACAAAAGAUGUGCAUGGUAGGACAGCGCUUAUGUAUGCCAUUGAACAUUUCCAUUCAAACCAAUUAAUUGAACAUAUUCUAAGUCUUGAAGCUGAUGUUGGUAUACAGGACAAAGAUGGCGUGACCGCUCUUAUGAUAGUGUUUAAAACGUCUUUAAAGUUAUGGGGUUCAAUUCUUACGACAUUAGCUUCAAAGGAUAUAAACAAACAGGAUUGUUUAGGUAAAACCGCAUUAAUUUAUGCAACUAAAUAUGAAGCUUCGGAAGAUUGUUUAAAAAUCUUGAUGGAGUGUGGAGCUGAUAUCAACAUUUACGAUUUAUCUGGGAGCACACCUUUAAUGUAUUUACUUAAUUGCACUAAGAAUAUUUGUAGAGCGAGAUCUAGUAUUUUGAAUGACACUGAUAUUCUUAUAUUCAGGAGUACAUUUUGUGACUUUUUUCGUGUGCACCAGCCUAUGAAAUGCUUUCAAUGUCUGCGUGCCGAGCUUCAGAAGUUAGUUUAUCAGAAAUUAAGUUCAAGAAAUCGUGAAAUAAUUGUUACAUGUUUACGGAAUCACCAAAGAGAUUCUUUAAACUGGUAUUACUCUAAUGACCUAAAAUUGUUAAGACUUUUAUGGCGUAUUGGAGUUUACUUAGAGCCCGAAGUCGUGAGAGGAGGUCACGUGACAGAAACAUCUCCAUUUCGUGUUUUUUUGGAAUUGGGACAUGUCGAUAUAACCAAAUAUAUUUUGCUCAAUAAUUAUAUGACCAACAAGGACUUGGAAUUUCUAAAACAGUUUAAUUGGGAUCAUUUACAUUCGUUGAACAGGUUUCCGUUUUCUUUUAUUUCAACUGACGCUAUUGACUUUGCAAAGUCUUUAAGAUCCCAACCAUUGUCCCUGGUCAAGCUGAGCUUCAUCGCAGUGUCAACGUGUAUUGGUUUAUAUGGAGACAGAGAUGAACGCGUAGCAAAACUUCCCAUUCCACAGAUAUUCAAAAACAAUCUUUUAUUCCUAUCUCCGGAGGCUGAAAUUUCUGUUUGAGAUUUUAAAAAUAUUUUUAAAUAAGACUAGCACAUUAUUUUUAUGCCAGACAGGUACGCUUUGUAUUUUGAAUGCCAGAAAUUUUGACAAUUUUUAGAACUAUUUAAGCAAUUGGAAUCAGUAAAUGUGAGCCUUGGUCUAGAAAUCCAUAUUGUAGCCUAUGUGUUUACCUCUAGGCUACUGCCAAGCGAGACCCUUAACCUCCAUCUGUAUUAAUCCCAUGGCGCUAAGAGUUUGUGUGUGUGUGUGUUUAAGUGGGUAAACAAAAUCAAAGCUUUAAAUUGUGAAGACCAAGAUAAAAGUAAGUCUUUUAAUGUUUCCUAUUAACAAAUUAGAAUCUUCUCUACACUGAGGAAACAGGAUUUUUUUUUUUUUUUUUUGCGGGUUGGUUGUAACAUUUUUCCUUUUCUUUUUUCUUAAUUAAUUAUCAUUGGUUAUUGAGAGUGAAGUAAUCGCUCUUACAAAGUCAUCAUUUAAUGUUAUUUCUUUCAGAAACUUGUUAUAGACCAAUGUUUCCCAAACUUUUUCCUUAACAGAUUACUUUGCACAUCCUGAGCAUUUAGUGGAACACUUUGAUUCUUUUUUAGAGAGAUUAAAUUACGUGGUGGCCUAUUAGUUAAUUAUAACAAUAGUUCUUGGAACACCUAUUCAGGCAUCUCGGAACACUGGGGUUUUUGGGGAAUAGUUUGGGAAACACUGUUCUAGAGCAUUCCACUUCACCUAGCAUAUGUUAGUGGUUGAAAAUAAUUUUUUUACAAUAUCUUCAUCAGAUUCAUAUUCCCUAGUCAAACUGACCUCAUUACACUGUGUCACAACCUGAAUUACUGGUGUAGAACUUACCUUGUAUAAUGCUUAAUAUUUACUGGAGACUGUGAUUGUCUGCACCGUACGAUCUUAUGUAAAAUAAGAAAUAAUGCUUGAUUAUUUAUUUUCAUGAAUAAUAAUAAAAUAUUUCUUAUUAAGAUGUUCACCUG